AUGUGUUGAUGCUGCUGGUUGCACAUGUUCAGCAAAAUUAUUCUAAGCCACCUGAUGCAGCUUUUCGUAUCGUUCCAACCCGACUGCAGCUCUUUGAAUACGGGUCUGUCUAUUUUACCUGUGAGGGGGUCAAUGUCUCAGCUGGAUGGAAAGUGAGGAACAUCAACCGAUCCUUUCCAAAAUGUUCAAAUAACACAGUGGCAUCAACUGUGAUCUGCACCAUUGACUAUGCCUUUACAUCAGACAGUGGAGAAUACUGGUGUGAAGGUGGAAGAGGAGAGAGAAGCAACACUGUCAACAUCACUGUCACUGCUGGUUCAGUGAUCCUGGAGAGUCCAGUCCUUCCUGUGAUGGAGGGAGACGAUGUGACUCUGAGCUGCAGAAACAAGACGACUUCCUCCAACCUCACAGCUGUUUUCUAUAAAGAUGGCCGCCUCAUCAGGAGCAGCUCUACAGAAAACAUGACCAUCCAUAGUGUUUCCUGGUCUGAUGAAGGACUCUACAAGUGCAACAUCUCUGGAGCUGGAGAAUCACCACAGAGCUGGCUGUCUGUCAGAGAUCGAUGAGGAAGAAACACCUAACUGAAGGAGAUGGAGGACUGAUUACAUCAUGCUACAUGUGCACCUUUACCAAAGAGAAGUUCAUUCAAGUGUGCUAUCAGUAUACUUAUUUAAAAUUUAAAAUAAGAGAUUAUACUUUCAGUUUACUUUUUAUGUACUUAUCAGAGCUAUACUU
Molecule: messenger RNA, 735 nt
Organism: Sebastes umbrosus (honeycomb rockfish)
Lineage: Eukaryota; Metazoa; Chordata; Actinopteri; Perciformes; Sebastidae
Product: low affinity immunoglobulin gamma Fc region receptor II-b-like
Exons: 4
Coding region: 9-566 (185 amino acids)
Biological process (GO): cell surface receptor signaling pathway
Molecular function (GO): transmembrane signaling receptor activity
Source: RefSeq, a predicted model, not a curated record